Messenger RNA from Myotis lucifugus (little brown bat), 1883 nucleotides. It is a transcript of the gene OGN, whose product is annotated as osteoglycin. The transcript has 6 exons. The coding region runs from base 101 to 973 and encodes 290 amino acids. Gene Ontology annotation, molecular function: protein binding. The record is from RefSeq and is a predicted model, not a curated record. Lineage: Eukaryota; Metazoa; Chordata; Mammalia; Chiroptera; Vespertilionidae.
UUCGAUGGUCUGGAUUUGACUUCCAUGGAAAAAGGAGUAUUGUCUUACAGUCAGCAGGCCACUAGCUUAUUAACUUCCAGUCACCUUAAUUUUUGUUAAAAUGAAGAUUCUGCAGUCUACACUUCUCCUGUUACUGUUUGUGCCUCUGAUAAAGCCAGCACCACCAACUCAGCAGAACACCGAUAAUUUUGAAGAAAUUUUAUUUACUCGAGAUUAUGAGGAUCAAUACCUGGAUGGAAAAAAUAUUAAGAAAAAAGAAUCUAUGAUAACACCUGAUGAGAAAAGUCUUCAAUUACAAAAAGAUGAGAGUUCAACAUCAUUACCCCUCAAAAAAGAAAAUGAUGAAAUGCCCACGUGCCUGCUGUGUGUGUGUUUAAGUGGCUCUGUAUACUGUGAAGAAGUUGACAUUGAAGUUGUACCACCCUUGCCAAAGGAAUCAGCCUAUCUUUAUGCACGAUUCAACAAAAUUAAAAAGCUGACUGCCAAAGAUUUUGCAGAAAUACCUAAUUUAAGAAGACUCGAUUUUACGGGAAAUUUGAUUGAAGAUAUAGAAGACACUACUUUUUCAAAACUUUCUCUGUUAGAAGAACUGACACUAGCUGAAAAUCAACUAUUGAAACUUCCAGUUCUUCCUCCCAAGCUUACUUUAUUUAAUGCAAAAUACAACAAAAUUAAGAGUAGAGGAAUCAAAGCAAAUACAUUCAAAAAACUGAGUAACCUGUCCUUCCUCUAUCUGGACCACAACGCGCUGGAAUCUGUGCCUCUUAAUUUACCAGAAAGCCUACGUGUAAUUCAUCUUCAGUUUAACAACAUAACUUCAAUUACAGAUGAUACAUUCUGCAAGGCUAAUGACACCCGUUAUAUUCGGAACCGCAUUGAAGAGAUACGCUUGGAAGGAAAUCCCAUUGCCCUGGGAAAGCAUCCCAACAGUUUUAUCUGCUUAAAAAGAUUACCUGUAGGCUCAUACUUUUAACCACUAUUAGUGCAGCAUAUAAACUAAAGCACACACAUACUUAUAAUCUAUCUCAACAAUGUCUAAAGGAGCGUAAAUACCUGUUUAAUAUUAACUUUGUAUCCCACUAUGAAGGAAUUUUAUGUUUUAAGCAAGUAUGUUCAAAAGCUUACAUAUAAGGAAGAAGUAAGUCUGAAUCUCUAAGUUUAAAACAAGUUAAUGAGAAAAUAUUUAAACAGUACUACAAAAUCUUUGUAGUCUAUAGUAGAGCACCAUUUAAAAGGUAUGUUUUUAUGCAAAUACCCAAAAUUAAGAAGCAUUAUUUCUAUUACUAAUGAAGUAAGAGGAUAAGUCCAAGAAACUUUCAACUGUUUGUCUUUUCUGGCCUUUACUGGAUCCCUAAAAGUAGUUAAGACUGACAUUCCAAAAACUCUGAAAAGCUAAAUAUUUCCAGUGAUCUCCCAUUUUUCUUUUAUAAUUCAGACAUUAUUCAUUAUGAAGGAGAAACUCUUUCUUUCUAUUAAGGCAGCUAUUAUCUUUUUACUUAGCCUGAGAAAUAGGGUAUAGUCUCAUAGGUAAAACUUUCCAAAUAAAGUAUAAUUUUACUCUGAUAAAGAGCUAAUAUAGUAAUGUUCAAUGUUAUUCUGCUUUGUAGUCACACAGUUAAAGGUUUCAGUAAAACAGUAUAGAAUUCUCUUUCUUCCACAUUAACAUUCUAAAUCUAGCAUAAAAUAUUUUAAGAAGCCAAGCAGAUAAAAACCAGUAUGCUUGAGAAAAAAAAAAUUCACCCCAUUUCUCAGAAAAUAGCUAUAAAGUUCUCUAUUGUAAAGGCUUACAAAUAUGAUAAAUACUGCAAAACAUUUUCUUUUUACAUUACAGGAAUGGGAAUCUUAUCAAUAAAUUUGUCCGAAUGUAAGACAUAAAAACCAAA